This is a messenger RNA of Neurospora hispaniola, 1248 nucleotides long. RefSeq lists its product as uncharacterized. The record is from RefSeq and is a predicted model, not a curated record. Gene Ontology annotation, biological process: spliceosomal complex assembly. Bases 156 to 899 code for a protein of 247 amino acids. Gene Ontology annotation, cellular component: U2 snRNP; nucleus; U2-type prespliceosome. Gene Ontology annotation, molecular function: zinc ion binding; nucleic acid binding. Lineage: Eukaryota; Fungi; Ascomycota; Sordariomycetes; Sordariales; Sordariaceae. The transcript has a single exon.
AAUUACACCUGAUAUCAUCCAUCAUCGAAACCCAUAACCUCACCCACGGUCCAUCGCCUUAUCUCGACCACAUUGCUGACACGACACACAUACAUCACCCCCCUCAAAUUCCACACGAUCUAGUCUGAAUAUAAGAGAAACGAAACGAAAACAACAUGGAUUACCAGAACCGCGCGGGAUCCAAAUUCGGCGGCGGCGGCGUAGCCUCCCACUCCGCCACCAACGCCGACCGUCGCGAGCGUCUGCGCAAGCUCGCCCUUGAGACUAUCGAUCUCGACAAGGACCCUUACAUCUUCCGUAACCAUCUCGGCUCCUUCGAAUGCCGUCUGUGUUUGACGGUGCACCAGAACGACGGCUCCUACCUCGCCCACACCCAAGGCAAGAAGCAUCAAACAAACCUCGCUCGCCGUGCCGCCCGCGAGCAAAAGGAAGGCAAAGGCGAAGUCGACCCACAGACGGGUCUCCCCGUCGGCGUCGUCGGCGCGGGUUUCGCCGCUUUGGGACUGGGCGCCGGCGGCGUGCGCAAGAACGUGGUCAAGAUUGGUCGCCCCGGAUACAAGAUCACGAAAGUGCGCGACCCCAUCACCCGCCAGCAGGGAUUGCUGUUCCAGCUGCAGUACCCGGAUAUUGCCCCGGGCGUCACGCCCAAGUGGCAGGUCAUGAGCGCCUUCAGCCAAAGGGUCGAGGAACCGGACAGGAACUACCAGUACCUCCUGGUCGCUGCGGAGCCGUACGAGACGUGCGGGUUCAAGAUCCCGGCGCGCGAGCUAGACAAGCGCGAGGAUAAGCAGUUUGAGUUUUGGGACCCGGAUAGCAAGGAGUACUGGGUGCAGAUCAUGUUCAUGACGGAGCGCGAGGAGCGCUUCAAUGCGGCGCCUGGGUUGACGGGGAGGAGGUGAUUUGUUUUAUUCUUCUGGUAUUGCUUCAGAUGAACGGUUAUUCUACACCCAUGUUCGGAUUUGAUUGGGGAUCGGGAAAAUAUGCUUGGCGUUUACGGAGUUUCCUGUCAUUAUUUGGGUCAUGUUCAGCCCCAACUCGGCUUCUCGGACGCCCCCACAAAGUCACAUAACUGUCGCAGGAGAGCUUUGUGCUAUAAAGAAGGUGGAACGGGGGAUACCCGAUACCCGGAAAUUGCGUCAAGGCACAGAUCACAAUUCGGUUAGCGGCCUUCGUCCAACGGCGCUCUAAAUCGGCAUCAUACAAAGUCCGAAGAAGUUUUGGGCGGACGACCCUUCUGAAGCACGACGA